UCAGUAGAUUGAAUACUUAUGUAAGAAUGUGAGAAAUGUGUCCGUCAUUCUAAUCAGAUUCAAGAAAAAGUGCAUACCAUUAAUAUGCUUAAAUGACAAGUAAAAAUAGUGUAAUCUCCUUCUUUUGCGCUUAACAUCAAAAUUACUUUGCUUGGUCUAAGAGUUCGGCAUCCAACUAUCUCCACUUAAUGUCAAAUUGCUACUGGAUUUUCCAAGUUCCUUCAAUCUUAAUGAAGCUCAAAUGUCCCUACUUAGACUUUGUUCUCAUUGCAAAUCCAAUGACUCUAUCCUCUAACUCCUUAAAUCGUCUGAAUUUAUGGUAAAUGUUAGAUUGAGUUUUAAUGUCAUUACUUAUAUCGAAUGGCCUGGGUCUGUUGACUGAACCAUAGAGCAUGUUUAUUGCAGGGUACAUCCUUCCGGAGCUCGAAAUCAUAGGAUGGAUCCUACUAGCAAGAACUUCAUGUGGGAUGUUAUGCCUAUUGGCAUUUUUAAUCUAUAAGUUUACAAGAAGACAUUUAUCAAUGUUCGAUACCAUUGAAGGUUUUCUACAGAGUCAAAACAACCUGAUGCCGAUUAGAUACUCGCACUACGAAAUAAAGAAGAUGAGCAGAGGUUUCAAGGACAAGUUGGGGGAAGGAGGCUAUGGUUCUGUAUACAAAGAAAAGCUCCGAAGCGGUUAUGUCGCCACAAUAAAGAUUUUAGGAAAGCCCAAAUCCAAUGGCCAAGAAUUCAUCAAUGAAGUUGCUACCAUUGGAAGGAUUCAUCAUGUCAAUGUGGUUCGACUAAUCGGAUUUUGUGCUACGAGAUCUAAACGAGCUCUUGUUUACGAAUUCAUGCCUAAUGGCUCUCUUGAGAAAUACUUAUUUUCUCAAGAAGGAAACAACUCCUUAAGUUGCAAGCAAAUGUAUGACAUUUCUGUUGGAGUGGCACGUGGGAUCGAAUAUUUGCACCAGGGUUGUGACAUGCAAAUCUUGCAUUUUGACAUCAAGCCUCACAACAUUCUUUUAGAUGAGAAUUUCAAUCCAAAAGUUUCGGACUUCGGGCUUGCAAAACUAUAUUCAACAGAUAAUAGCAUGGUGUCUCUUACUGCAGCAAGAGGAACAAUUGGCUACAUGGCUCCAGAGUUGUUCUACAAAAAUAUUGGACGUGUUUCGCACAAAGCUGAUGUUUAUAGUUACGGGAUGUUGUUGAUGGAAAUGGCAGGUAGGAGGAGGAACUUGAAUGCAUUUGCCGAUCACACAAGCCAAAUUUACUUUCCUUCGUGGAUUUAUGACCAAUUCAAAGAAGGAAAGGAAAUCGAAAUGGGAGAAGCCACGGAUGAGGAAAGGGAGAUGGUGAGGAAGAUGGUUAUAACAACGCUAUGGUGCAUCCAAAUGAGCCCUAGCGUUCGUCCUUCGAUGAACAAAGUUGUUGAGAUGCUUGAAGGAAACAUUGAAGCUCUUGAAAUGCCUCCCAAGCCUUUCUUAACUCCUCAAGAGAUGCCAGUUGAAGAUCAAUGAAACAACUUAUAUCUCUAUCUAUUGAGUUGCUAUUUCUACUAGCUGUAGUCAUAUUAUUAAGAGUUCUUGUCUUUUGGACUAUUACAUGUUAGUAGACUUCUUAUCCUUUUGUAGUGUAUUGUCGAGGAAAGGUCCUGACGUCAUCUCAUAAGUAAGAACAGUCUUCUUCAAUUAUUGGUGAAAAUUUUGAAUUAGAUCGUGCUACUUUGAAAUUCGAUGUUGUUUUUCGUAGUAGUCCAAGGGGUUGGUUUACUUUUGGGCAUGCUUCAUUUGCUUUGCUCUUCUUCUUCGGGCACAUUUGGCAUGGUGCUAGAACCCUGUUCAGAGAUGUUUUUGCAGGUAUUGACCCCGAUUUGGAUGCUCAAGUUGAAUUUGGAGCAUUCCAAAAACUUGGAGAUCCAAGUACAAGAAGACAAA
Rhododendron vialii is the source of this 1916-nucleotide messenger RNA. RefSeq names its product rust resistance kinase Lr10-like. Gene Ontology annotation, molecular function: ATP binding; protein kinase activity. The transcript is spliced from 2 exons. The coding region runs from base 393 to 1499 and encodes 368 amino acids. Lineage: Eukaryota; Viridiplantae; Streptophyta; Magnoliopsida; Ericales; Ericaceae. Gene Ontology annotation, biological process: protein phosphorylation. The record is from RefSeq and is a predicted model, not a curated record.